Messenger RNA from Rhea pennata, 153 nucleotides. RefSeq names its product harakiri, BCL2 interacting protein (gene HRK). The record is from RefSeq and is a predicted model, not a curated record. Gene Ontology annotation, biological process: regulation of apoptotic process. The annotation marks the transcript as partial. NCBI's taxonomy places the organism in Eukaryota, Metazoa, Chordata, Aves, Rheiformes, Rheidae. The transcript has a single exon.
AUGUGCCCCUGCGCGCUGCACGGCGGCCCCCCCGCGCCCUGCCCCUGCAGCCCCGGCCGCGCCGCCCGGCCCUCGGCGGCCGCCCGCCUCGUCGCCGCCCGCCUGCGCCGCGUCGGCGAUGAGCUGGAGCAGCGGGCGGCGCGGCGCAAGGCG